CAAUAUGGGCCGCGUCGGUGUCAUUACCAACCGCGAGCGCCACGAUGGAGGAUUCAACAUUGUGCACCUGAAGGAUGCCAUUGACAACACGUUCGCCACCCGUGAGGCCAACGUUUUCGUCAUUGGACACGAGAAGCCGUGGGUAUCGCUGCCCAAGGGCAAGGGCGUCAAGCUCACCAUCUCUGAGGAGCGUGACCGCAAGCGCGCCACGACGCUGGCUGCUCACUAAAUGGGGGUAAUUGGGGAAAGGGCAGGGGCAUUGGUUUGCUGACCUUAAAGCAUGCUGGACGGAGUACCGGAUGUCACUUUAGUUUGAGCUCGGCUGUCCAGGGCGUCCUGCGACGUGGUAUACGGAGACCUGAUCGGCUUUGAUACCGGGUAGAUUGCGCUAUCGGACCGUGGGACAACAUAACUUUUUUCUUCACAAAUCUUGACUCCCUGUUCUUUCUGCUGCAGCCACAUAUUGAAACCGUGCAGCGUGCGCCGAUUCCGCAUGUCCGUAUGGACUUACUUGCAAUUGUGAUGUUCAGGCGGUGAACGUGUUACACGGCUAGCCAUGCA
Molecule: messenger RNA, 561 nt
Organism: Lasiosphaeria miniovina
Lineage: Eukaryota; Fungi; Ascomycota; Sordariomycetes; Sordariales; Lasiosphaeriaceae
Product: putative ribosomal protein S4.e, cytosolic
Exons: 1
Coding region: 5-229 (74 amino acids)
Biological process (GO): translation
Cellular component (GO): cytosolic small ribosomal subunit; ribosome
Molecular function (GO): structural constituent of ribosome; RNA binding
Source: RefSeq, a predicted model, not a curated record